AUGAAUAUGCAUCGGCAGAGAAUGAUAAACAAUGAUAAAACUUUCACACGUUAUAUCAAGACUAGCCUCUCAUUUUAUAUCUAUCUACUAUUCGAGGAGGCAGGACAAGAGAUGCCAAAGGUCGCCAUAGCCGGUGCCGGCCUAGUUGGCGCGCUAAACGCAUGCUACUUCGCUCAACGUGGUUGGGAAGUGGAGGUAUAUGAAUACAGACGAGAUAUAAGAACAAUGGAGCAUGUGCCGGGCCGCAGUAUCAACUUAGCGCUAUCACAAAGAGGAAAAUGCGCACUGGAAGCGGUUGGACUGAAGGAUUACAUUGUUGAACAAGGUGUGGCCAUGUACGCUCGACUAGUCCACAACAUCGACGGGAAAACAUUCAGCCGUCAGCCGUACGGACAGCCUGGAGAGGUAAAAGCCGAUUUUCUUCACUUCCAAACUCAGAAUAACCAUAUCGUCUCGAUCAAUCGGAGGCACUUGAACGAAGUGCUUAUAAGUCAAGCAGAAAGCAAUGAAAAAGUGAAAUUCUUCUUCGAACACAAGGUGCGAGCGGUAGAUGUGGACAAGAAAGAAAUGACUGUGACCUUCAUUGGUGGUUCGAAGAUACCUAAGCCGGGACAGUCUGCAAGCAGCAUGAAAGGAACCGAUAUCACCGUGAAGGCUGACUUGGUUGUCGCUUGCGAUGGAGCAUAUUCAGCUGUGAGGCGAUAUUUGACUACUUCACAAGAGUACAUCGGACAUGGCUACAUCGAGUUGAAUAUUCUGCCAAAAAAUGGUGAUUAUGCACUCGAGCCAAAUGUGUUCCAUGUAUGGC
Ostertagia ostertagi is the source of this 808-nucleotide messenger RNA. NCBI's taxonomy places the organism in Eukaryota, Metazoa, Nematoda, Chromadorea, Rhabditida, Trichostrongylidae. The record is from the annotation of a GenBank genome assembly.